GUAGCAGUUGUAAACGUUCCUCGACUGGAGAGUUACCAGAAGACGGGUUACGUUUGUCUUUUUGUGUACAUGACUUUCUGUUCACUGACAUUUUUUCUUCAUUACGUCAGGUCUUUACCCAUUUAUGCUCCUCCCCCUUAAAAGAAUUCACCUCAAAGGGCCCAAAAGUGUUGGGUAGACCAACUAGUCCAGCAGAGUAUACAGAAAAUAAGUGCCUUCAGACCAGAUGUCUUCGUCCCCCACUAACCCUUCUGUCCUCCUAAAUACGGGGGUUCAGAUGCCCAUUCUGGGCUUGGGGACCUACAAGUUAGUGGGUCCUGGAGAUGUCUACCGGGCUGUGGACGCAGCGCUGGAUGCUGGUUAUCGGGCCUUCGACAGUGCAGCUGUCUACCGCAAUGAAGCUGACCUGGGCCGAGCCCUGAAGGAGCUCCUGCCCAAACAUGGCUUAACCAGAGAGGAUGUGUUCAUAACCAGUAAGCUGGGCCCCAAGGAUCAGGGUGACAGAGCCAUGGAAGGAGCCCUUCACAGCCUGUCUCAGCUGGACUUGGGUUACAUUGACCUCUACCUGAUCCACUGGCCUGGCACACAGGGUCUGGUAGUGGGUGACCAACGCAACCCAGGCAAUCGAGCUCAGAGUUGGGUCACACUGGAGGAGCUGCAUGCUCAGGGGAAGCUGAAAGCCAUAGGAGUGUCCAACUACACACCAGCACACAUGAGAGAACUGAUGCAGAGCUGCAAAAUCCCUCCUGCAGUGCUCCAGGUGGAGUUUCACCCAAGGCUGUGCCAGACAGAGCUGAGGAGUGUUUGUAAGGAGUAUGGAGUGUGUUUCCAAGCGUACUCCUCCUUAGGGCAAGGAGACCUGGUCACUGACCCUGUGGUCAUGGAGGUGGCAAAGAACUGUGAUCGCACACCUGCACAGGUCCUGUUGCGCUGGGCUGUGCAGCAGGGCGUCCCAGUGCUGCCCAAGUCGUCCAAUCCAGACAGAAUAAAGGACAAUGCCAGGCUUUUUGAUUUCACACUGAGUGACACAGACAUGGACAGACUUUCAGCUUUGGACUGUGAACACAAGUAUUGCUGGGAUCCAUCAGCAGUGGCUUGAUCAAUCACUAAGGGAACACACAUUGUCUUCCACGAUGCCUCUUUAAUGCUGCUGUUCUUCACCUCUGACUGGCAGUGAUGCAGCGGCGGUCUGUUUAGACACAGACAGCUGAGUUACAUAACAAAUGCACUGGGGGGGGAAGUACUGAUUUAGGUUAAUGUAUGUACCUAGUUAUUUAAGAGUAACAUGUUGGACAACACUGGCCAAUACGUUGUCCUGUUUGUGAGCCAUAUGCCAUAACAUACCAAGAGCAUUUCUAGGCAGUACCUAUAAGUGUGUUUCCUGCUGACUAAAAAAUUAUUUACUGUGCCAUCAUUUUGAGACUAUCAGUAUUACCAUGCAUGUUGCCUCAUACUGUUCCUUAACGGUACUCUUACAAAGUAGUGUUAUGACUUUUGCGUUCUGGCUUUCUCAUUUGAAAUGUCUAUGAAAUACAACAAAUUUGCUAUUGUAAAAUUA
Epinephelus lanceolatus (giant grouper) is the source of this 1558-nucleotide messenger RNA. RefSeq names its product glyoxal reductase. The record is from RefSeq and is a predicted model, not a curated record. Lineage: Eukaryota; Metazoa; Chordata; Actinopteri; Perciformes; Serranidae.